GAGCAGGGCGGAAGCUGCCACAGGACAGUGGCCCGGUUAUGUGGGUAGAAGCCUUCUGCUCUGGGCAGUUUGCAGGACCUGCUUCGUGUCUGGGUACUGGUGAGCGUGUGGCCUGCGGUGCCACUGUCCCAGCGUAAGGAAUUAGCUGAUCUUUCUCAUAAGCACAGUGCCCGGCCAGACCUCUAUGUAGCUGCAGCUGCAGGCUGGACGGACAAUUGGGGCCGGGCCGUGUUGGGCAUGCACCAUGAGUGACUUUGAAGAAUGGAUUUCUGGGGCCUACAGGAAGGUGGAGGAGGGUCCCCUCCCACUGCUGACGUUUGCCACUGCCCCCUACCACGACCAGAAACCCGGAACCAGUGGGCUCCGGAAGAAAACCUACCAUUUUGAGGAGAAGCCAUGCUACCUGGAGAACUUCGUGCAGAGCAUAUUCUACUCCAUAGACCUGAAAGAUCGCCAGGGCUCGUCCCUCGUGGUCGGCGGAGAUGGGCGCUAUUUCAAUAAAUCGGCCGUGGAAACCAUAGUGCAGAUGGCUGCCGCCAAUGGGAUCGGUCGCCUGGUCAUCGGGCAGAACGGGAUCCUCUCCACCCCGGCUGUGUCCUGCAUCAUCAGGAAGAUCAAAGCCAUCGGUGGGAUCAUCCUGACGGCCAGCCACAACCCAGGGGGGCCCAACGGGGACUUUGGGAUCAAGUUCAACAUCUCUAACGGAGGCCCCGCUCCCGAGGCGAUAACGGAUAAGAUCUUCCAGAUCAGCAAGACCAUCGAGGAGUACGCAAUCUGUCCUGACCUGAAGGUGGACCUGAGCGUGCUGGGCAAGCAGCAAUUCGACCUGGAGAACAAGUUCAAGCCCUUCACAGUGGAAAUCGUGGACUCCGUGGAAGCCUAUGCCACCAUGCUGAGGAACAUCUUCGAUUUCAACGCACUGAAAGAGCUGCUUUCUGGCCCAAACCGGCUGAAGAUCCGCAUCGACGCCAUGCAUGGAGUUGUGGGCCCCUACGUGAAGCGGAUCCUCUGCGAGGAGCUGGGUGCCCCGGCCAACUCGGCAGUGAACUGCGUCCCCCUGGAGGACUUCGGCGGCCACCACCCUGACCCCAACCUUACCUAUGCAGCUGACCUGGUGGAGACCAUGAAGUCAGGAGAGCAUGAUUUUGGCGCUGCCUUUGAUGGAGACGGGGACCGCAACAUGAUCCUGGGCAAGCAUGGCUUCUUCGUGAACCCCUCGGACUCCGUGGCCGUCAUCGCCGCCAACAUUUUCAGCAUUCCGUACUUCCAGCAGACCGGCGUACGCGGCUUUGCACGCAGCAUGCCUACCAGCGGUGCCCUGGACAGGGUGGCAAGCGCUAGCAAGAUUGCUUUGUACGAGACCCCAACAGGCUGGAAGUUUUUCGGGAACUUGAUGGAUGCCAGCAAACUGUCUCUGUGCGGAGAGGAGAGCUUUGGGACUGGUUCUGACCACAUCCGGGAGAAGGACGGGCUGUGGGCCGUGCUUGCCUGGCUGUCCAUCCUGGCCACCCGCAAGCAGAGCGUGGAGGACAUUCUCAGGGCUCACUGGCAGAAGUAUGGCCGCAACUACUUCACCAGGUACGACUACGAGGAGGUGGAUGCGGAGGCAGCCAGCAAGAUGAUGAAGGACCUGGAGGCGCUGGUGCUGGACCGCUCCUUUGUGGGCAAGCAGUUCUCGGCCAAUGACAAGGUCUACACAGUGGAGAAGGCAGACAAUUUUGAGUACAGUGACCCGGUGGACGGCAGCGUCUCCAAGAACCAGGGCCUGCGGCUACUCUUCUCGGACGGCUCCCGUGUCAUCUUCCGGCUAAGUGGCACCGGGAGCGCAGGGGCCACCAUCCGCCUGUACAUCGACAGCUACGAGAAGGACGUGGCCAAGAUCAACCAGGACCCCCAGGUCAUGCUGGCCCCGCUGAUCUCCAUUGCCUUGAAGGUGUCCCAGCUGCAGGAGAGGACGGGCCGUACAGCGCCCACCGUCAUCACCUAGGAGCUGGGCCCAGCCUCACCACCCGCCCUGCAGGAUGUGGAUGGGAUAUGGACGGGACAGGGACUCAGGUCCCUUGUGGUGACCUCUCCACACUCCUGGGGCGGGCCACGGCACGUGGUGCUCCCGUGUCAGGAGGAGGCUGGCUGCCUGCCGGCCACGCCCACCAUGACUCAGUGCUCCCUCCCCAUGACCCCGCUGUCCUGGCCCUGUUUCUGUGCAGCGCAGAGGGUGUGGUGGCGCUGGUGCCUUCUCCCCUGAGGUAUGUGUGUUGUGGUGCGCUUGGUCCUGGCUCCUGCCUUGUGUCACCAGGAUCCCAUCUGUGCACGGCUGAGGAAUAAAUAAAGAGAAAUCACUGUCA
Messenger RNA from Cavia porcellus (domestic guinea pig), 2345 nucleotides. RefSeq names its product phosphoglucomutase 1 (gene Pgm1). Lineage: Eukaryota; Metazoa; Chordata; Mammalia; Rodentia; Caviidae. The coding region runs from base 245 to 1987 and encodes 580 amino acids. Gene Ontology annotation, molecular function: phosphoglucomutase activity; magnesium ion binding. Gene Ontology annotation, cellular component: cytosol. The transcript has 11 exons. Gene Ontology annotation, biological process: carbohydrate metabolic process. The record is from RefSeq and is a predicted model, not a curated record.